This is a messenger RNA of Sorghum bicolor (sorghum), 1101 nucleotides long. Its product is annotated as ras-related protein Rab11D. Gene Ontology annotation, cellular component: endosome. NCBI's taxonomy places the organism in Eukaryota, Viridiplantae, Streptophyta, Magnoliopsida, Poales, Poaceae. Bases 112 to 765 code for a protein of 217 amino acids. The transcript has 2 exons. Gene Ontology annotation, molecular function: GTP binding; GTPase activity. The record is from RefSeq and is a predicted model, not a curated record.
CCUCGCCCGACCUUCGCCCACGCGCAUUCCGCUGCCUCACUCCGUGCCUCCGCCGCCGCUUUCGUUGCUCACGAGCGAGAUAGCCGGAGCUAGCAAGGGAGGGAGGAGGCGAUGAAGGGGGGCGGGGAUAAGGUUGACUACGUCUUCAAGGUGGUGCUCAUCGGCGACUCCGCCGUCGGCAAGUCGCAGAUCCUGGCGCGCUUCGCCCGCAACGAGUUCAGCCUCGACUCCAAGGCCACCAUCGGGGUCGAGUUCCAGACCCGGACGCUUGUCAUCGACCACAAGUCCGUCAAGGCGCAGAUCUGGGACACCGCCGGGCAGGAGAGGUAUAGAGCUGUCACAAGUGCCUACUACAGAGGUGCUUUGGGAGCUCUGCUAGUCUAUGAUAUCACGAAACGCCAGAGCUUUGACCACAUACCUCGCUGGCUGGAAGAACUUCGGGGCCAUGCUGACAAGAACAUUGUCAUCAUGCUGGUCGGCAACAAGAGUGACCUUGAAGAGGAGCGCGCUGUAAGCAGCGAGGAUGCCAAGGAGUUUGCUGAGAAGGAGAACCUCUUCUUCCUCGAGACAUCUGCGCUGCAGGCGACUAAUGUCGAGAAUGCCUUCCAGACCGUCUUGACAGAGAUCUUUAAGAUCCACAGCAAGAAGAACAUGGCAGCAGACCCAAAGGCCAAUGGGGCUGCACCUUCGCUGGCAGGGAAGAAGGUCAUCGUCCCAGGCCCAGCUCAGGAGAUCCCUAAGAGCAAGUGCUGCAGUUCCAUGUGACAUGUUCUGAAUUUAUUUGGGUUUGUUUGUGUCCAAAAUAUUCUCGAUAUCUUUGUGGAUGUACAUCUAUACUGGAAUAGGCUUAGAUUUGAAAUACUGGUUAUCUUUGUGUUCGGAACGAAGGGAACGAUAUCAUAGUUUAGAUUUGUCACCCGUCUCCAAGGUGACACGAGGAGGAUAGGGACCGAGGAGAAAAGCUCUGUUUGCAUAGACUUGUUGGAUUAAUUACAAAAAAUAGAAGUGUAUGCAGAAUUAUUAUUUUUACGAUGCCUUGAAACCUUUGUGUACAGUGAGACACCGAUACAAUACAACUGUAUCAACCUGCUUGUGUGAUAA